ACUUGUCAAACUUGGAAGCAAGAAACUCAAAAUGUUUUUUCUGAUAUUUUCCAAUGAAUAAACGUAAAAAUAAGUGUUUAAAUGUAAAAAUGGAUUGUUUUGUGAAAACUAGUGCUGAGAAAGAAGCGAUCUAUGAAAUAUAUCGAUCAUGUCGCCUGUGCGGCGGCGGAGCGGGGUAUAAAAUGCCAAUUAUACAAAAUGUAGUGAACAUAACUACAGACGACGUGGAAUUAAAAGACAAAAUACGGGAAUGCGUUCAAAUUGAGGUAUCUCAAGAUGAUAAAAUGCCUCCCCUGAUUUGUGAGUUGUGCGUCGAUAAGAUAUCGGACUUCUAUGAUUUCCUAGAGAUGUGCAGACGGACAAACAAACGAACAAGGUUACGGCUGGGGCUGCCUCCGCAAGCACUGGUUAGAGAUGCGCCAGAUGCAGGCGAUUGCAUUCUCGGUAUAACAGAACCUGUUUAUGUAAAAAAGGAGACAAACACAUCAAAUACAAAGAAAAAGGGAAAAGUUAUUAAAGGAAAGGAUGUUAAAGUUAAAAAGAAACCUGUUGUUCCAGUAAAGCAAGAAAUGCCGAAAAGUCUCAGCAGAGAACUUCGUGAAUUGUUAAUUAGCUCGAAAUCGGAUAAGAUCAAGAAAGCGGAAGCUAUGAGUCGAUAUAAUACAAAACCGGAGAAAAUACAGGAAAAAGUUCCAGAAGAAAAGUUGAAAGGUCUGAGCAGAGAACUGCGGGAAUUGUUAAAUAGUUCAAAAUCGGAUAAGAUCAAGAAAGCGGAAGCUAUGAGUCGACGUAAUACAAAAACGGAGGAAAUACAGGAAAGAGUUCAGAAAACGAAACCAGCACCUGAGCCAGAACCAAAAUCAAUAUUGAAAAGGAGGGACGAUAGUUCAUCAAGUAAUACAUUGAAGAGGACAAGGGAGAAGGAAGUUCAGAAGAGAUCCGAUGUCCAACCAAAGAAAGUCAAAAUAGUAGAAACUAGAGCGACGAGAACAUCAUGUCAUGAUAUAGUGGAUGAUGACGACGAUGACGACGAUGAAGACGAUGAAAUAAUGAAUAACAAGGUGCCUUGUAAGAUUUGUAAGAAGAAAUAUCAAAUUGGUGUGUCCUUGAACAAUCACAUGAGGACGCAUAAAGUACCUGAAAAAAUAAUACAUAAAUGCAACAAGUGCAAAAAGACAUUUGCAACGAGCAGAGAAUUAGAUCGGCACAAAUGUGUGACGGAAAGUAAACGGACAAGUAAUGUUAAAGAAACUGAAGUCAAAGAGACGACUGUGGAAUGCAAGUAUUGUAAUAAACCAUUUAAAAGUAUGGCGAGUAUUCACGGACACAUAGCUAGGUGUAAAAAACGUACAUCAACAACUUCAUCAACAACAGUGAUACAGCCGUCAGUAAGGAAACGUUUGAAACCGUUACAAGUUCGCACGGUUCGAUGCGAUCCGUUACUCGUGGAGCGGGAUAAUGGACACUUUGACGUGUCGCGUGUUGUUUGUCCAUACGGUCUCGACAAAAACUGCGUAUACCCGUACCAAAACACACAACGCUCGUCCCUACUCAGUGAAGACAAAAUGGUCGUCAUUCGUGAUGAUAUUACCAACUCGUUUGAACUAGAAGAGUAUGUACAUUGGGAUUCUGAUUCUGGCACAGACGAGUCAGACAUUUAUAUAGAAAAACGACGAAAAGUCGACAGUCUAUCAUCUAUAGCGCUAAAAACAAUAUUCUCCGAGAAAUUCCUGGGAAAAGUGCCGAAGAAAAAACGGAAGGUCAAAAUGGAGAACGCGUUCGAUUCGAUAUUAAAUACUAGUGAAGUUGAUAAUGAUUUUAGACUGGACAUCGAUAGUAUUAUACACAAUUUGGGCGAUGAUAAGAGUGAAAGAGACAGCGUUAGUAUUAAAAUACUUAAUGUAUUCAGUCAGAAAGAGACGGACUAUGAUAGCGAUAGAACGAGUUUUAACGAUGAAUUUGAUACAGUACAAAGUAACACAAGUAAUUUAAAAAGUAGCUUAAGUUUUAAUAAAGAUGUUAAUGAUGAAACUUCAACAAAUAGCAUAGAUAGUAUAGCAGAAACGUCAAUUUUACAAAAUUUAAAAGGUGAUGAACUUAAAACUCUAUUAGAUACAGAUACAACAUUAAAAUUAGAAGAAAAAGUUAAAAAUGAUAAUGUUGAAAAUGUAAAUGUAAGUAAUGAAUCAAAAGAUAAAACACAAAAUGAAUCAUCCAAUACAGACGUAAAUGGAGAAAAUGAUACAUCAGUUAAUUUAAAUCAAACUGAAAAUCAAAGUGAAGAAAGUAAUCAUAAUAGUGAAGAUGCUGAUUUAAGGUUAGAUACUGAAGAAAAUAGUGCACAAAUGAAUGAUUUUGUGUCUAAAAAUAAUGAAGAAAUAAUUAAAAAUGACGUCAGCAAUUAUGAUACAGCAAAAACAAGUAUAGAUGAAAAUUUAAAAGAAUCAGAUAUUAAUAGUCAUGAAGAUACUAUUAAACAGAAAGAAGAAAGUAGAAAAGAUGAAUCAAAUACAGAAAAUGCGGAAAAUACGAGUAAAAAUGUAAUAGUAACUAAAGAUCUAUCCAAAAAUGCAAAAAGCAUAGACUCUACAAGUAUAAAUGAUAUCGUGAAUAGUGUAGAAGCACUUAGUGUAAAUAGUGAUGAAAAUAAUAGUGAAAACACCAAUUUAGAAGGUAGUAAAAGCAAUAGUGGAACUAAUACAAGUGAUAAGUCGGUUGAAGACGCUGUUAAUGACAUAAAAUGCGUUGAAAUCAGUAAUACGGUUAAAGAGUGUAGUGAUAUAAUAAACAGUGCGGAAAAUUUUAAUAAUACUUGUAAUUAUGAAGAAAAUACGAGUGUUAAAGAAAAUGUGGUAGAAAAUAACAGUGAAAUAUCAAAUGAUUCGAAAAAUAACAGUGAUAAUAUAAACAGUGCAGACAAUGUAAGUCAAGAAGACUCAAAAACAGAAGAUAUUAGUGAAAACGCGAUUGGUGAUACAAAUAUUGAUAAAAUGAACAUAAAUAAUACAGAAAAUAUUAGUGCAAAUACAAAUCAAACAGCAGAAACAAAUAAAAUUGCGUCAACAGACGGUAAUUUCGACAAAAUUGACCACGUUGAGACAAACAAUACAAAAAGUACCGCGAAUUCCGACAAAAUUGACGCAAACAACACGCAAGAAAUUAGUCAAAAUACGGAAAAUAUUCACGAAUUUGACAAAAAUGGUGAUGUUGACAGUGACAAUUUCAAUAUGGACGACUUGGAAGACGUCAGCGAUACUGACAUUGAUGAUAAUAAGCUUAUGGACGAUAUAAACGAUCAGUUAAACCAAAAUAACGAUUUAAACAAUCCGUUAAAUCAAAAUAACGAUUUAAACAAUCCGUUAAAUCAAAAUAACGAUUUAAACAAUCUGUUAAAUCAAAAUAACGAUUUAAACAAUCUGUUAAAUCAAAAUAACGAUUUAAACGAUCAGUUAAAUCAAGAUAAUGAUGGAAAUGACAAAAUAACUCUUGAUGAUUUGUUGACGAAAGGACAAAAUGAUUUGGAUAGUAUAUCAGAUGGAGAGUUUACAUUGGAUGAAUAGAUGUAUAGUUAUUAGUUAGAUAUACAUAUAAAGGGUGCUGGGUGUCCCACUAUCGGUAUACUAAGCGCGAAGGGACUUGUAGUUUUGCAUACACUGAUCACGUAAAAAAAAUACUUAAACAACAAAAUUACGUCAAAAAUGUUUUGCUAAAUUUUUCCUGAAAAUCCAUGUUUUCAUCUCUAGCUUCGCUUAGCCGGCAUAUACCACUUCUCUAAUGUGAGCAUUUUCUUUCUAUGAAAACAUAAUCUUAAACGAUAGC
Colias croceus (clouded yellow) is the source of this 3819-nucleotide messenger RNA. RefSeq lists its product as uncharacterized. Bases 54 to 3560 code for a protein of 1168 amino acids. Gene Ontology annotation, cellular component: nucleus. The record is from RefSeq and is a predicted model, not a curated record. The transcript is spliced from 12 exons. Gene Ontology annotation, molecular function: zinc ion binding. NCBI's taxonomy places the organism in Eukaryota, Metazoa, Arthropoda, Insecta, Lepidoptera, Pieridae.